Amborella trichopoda is the source of this 1219-nucleotide messenger RNA. RefSeq lists its product as hypothetical. Gene Ontology annotation, cellular component: plasma membrane. Lineage: Eukaryota; Viridiplantae; Streptophyta; Magnoliopsida; Amborellales; Amborellaceae. The record is from RefSeq and is a predicted model, not a curated record. Gene Ontology annotation, biological process: defense response to other organism.
UCCCCCUUCAAACACCUAAAGGAUUGAAUCAAGCUUCUAGAAAUGGCAAAAACAGACCAAAAAAUCCUUUACAAUUCAUUUCAAGACAACCAAGAUUGUGUUUGUUCGGUUCAAAGGUGUUUUUGCUUCUUUUUCCUUCUUCUUUUCCUUCUUUUGAUAAUCCUUGGAGCCUUUGUGGCCAUUGUUGUGUUCCUCUUGAAACCUAAGAGACCUCAGUUUUCUAUGGACUCUUUCAGCCUUGAUUCUUACACUCUAGAGGCUAAGUCUAGCUCUGAUAUUUGCUUCUCUUCCAAUCUUUCCUUGGGAAUCAUUGCAAGAAACCCUAACAUGGUUGGGAUCAAGUAUGGUCCCUCUGAGUUUUCCAUACUCUUCCAAGGACUUCCAAUUGGGGUUGCAAAAAUUCCUGCAUUUUACCAACAUGCACAUAGUGAGAAGAUGCAUGUACAUAGUCAGGUGGUCCUUCACCACCUGAACCUUCACAAGAUGUUUAUAAAAGGUUUUAUGGAAGAGUUCUCUAAGGGUCACCUUGUUGACUGGAGACUUGUGGGUGAUAUAGAAGCCGGCCUACGUCUUUGGGGUCUCACAUUUCCGAAGGUUAAGGUGGCAAUAGAUUGCAUCAUAACCGUUGCCUAUAAAGGAUCUACGUCCAACAAAACAAACAACACCUUGCUGUCUAUUGAAAAGGUUGUCUUUAAUUCUUUUCCAAAGAUUACACAAAUAUGUCAAGUUGCCCCUUACAUAUAGCAAUCAACAAGUCUUUCAUUUCCAUUUUUCCAUGCCUAAUACAACAGAUGCAUUGGCUCAUACCUGAUUAAAGCCAACCCUCAAAUGCUAUAUAUAAGGCACAAAAUGAAGGGUUCCUAUUUCCUAGAAGCAAAUGUGCCUACAAGCAACAUGCCUUUAGUGCAAGGGGCCAAAAUUUUGAACCUAAGGGUUGGAUUGAGCAGAUCAGAAGCCCAACUCUAAUUCAAGAGGUCCUAAGGACUGGUAAACGUAUUGGAAACUCGGAGUUCGUGGACUCGGUAAUUUUUCCAAUUUCUUACACCAAUUAUAUGGAAUCUUAGAAAGACAGUGAAGUGCAAGGCUGCUUUGAAAGGGAAUAUAGUUGAUGUAGGCUAUUGCCUUUGAACUUGCUUCUUGAUUCAUUCAUAUUCUUUUUAUUGUCUGUAAUAUUGCCCAUUGAUUCAGUAAUGGGUGUGGUUUGUAUAAAGUUGCAACC